UAGCGAUGAGGGAUGCACUACUGAUUUUGGUAGGAUUACUUGCUGUGACUCAAAGUAAUGUCAUCUUCGAACGAGCAAUAGAUGCUGACACUGCAGUUGUGUUUGAGGCUGAGGAUGGUCCUCUCAGAAACGGUAGUCCACCACUUGGUCCAGCUGGUGUUUUAGAGUACGGAGUUCAGGCGAGGAGGGGGUCUGCAACUCAAACCCACAGCUGUAACUACGUUAGAGGUGUUCCCUCUAAUCUUAGGUAUGCAAGUGAAAUGUACCCGCACGGUCUGACUCAGUUCUAUCAGAAAUACACUGAAGCGUACGGGAUACCAGUUGUGUCUUCCAGCAGAGUUCCGGACGAUGCCUUGAAGAGAGCUUGCUACGUAUUGAGGUUCCUGUUGGCAGAUCAUUCAGGAGUCAGGAACAAUUACUACCAAAGAUACGGGAGAGUGGGUAUCAUGGCAACCACUGAGUACACCACAAACAUUCCUGAACACAGCUGGUUGGACCCUGUAUUCUGGAAUGCCAGGGCUAGAGGACUAGGAGCUACAGAAGAUUGGCCUAUCUCAACAGGAGGAGAAGAAAACAUCCUCUGUUACUCGAGUGACUCGUACUCCAACGAGGAUAUCUUCCUGCACGAGUUCUCACACGGGGUGCAUCUCCUCGGAGCUAAGUACAGCGUAUCAGGUCUAGACAGCAGUCUUCAGUAUUGGUACGGAGCCCGCCGGUCUCAGGGUCUGUGGACCAACACGUACUCCAUGAGCACUUACAAGGAAUACUGGGCUGAAGGGGUUCAGAGCUGGUUUAAUGUUAACGACUACUCUAAUCCCCCGAAUGGUGUCCACGGCCCUGUCAACACUAAGAAAGCACUGAGAAGCUACGAUUACGAGCUCUACAAACUAAUCGCUAAGGUAUUCCCUUGCGGAAACACUUACAUUAAACGGUGCGAGACUUCCAGGUCUAAAGAGCAUGCUCAAAAACUGCUGAUGAACUGCAAUGAGGGAGAUGGGGAGAGGGAGGGUGAAACUGACCCACAUCCUGAAGAGUGUGGGAUCUGAACGACAACUGUAGGGCGUGGCAGGCAGCUGGAUACUGCUCCGGAACUCAUCAGGAGUACAUGUCCCAGAACUGCAGACACUCCUGCGGACCUGUCCUGAAGAUAAAACCAAUCCAACCUGUAAUGACGACAAC
This is a messenger RNA of Bolinopsis microptera, 1179 nucleotides long. RefSeq lists its product as uncharacterized. The transcript is spliced from 2 exons. NCBI's taxonomy places the organism in Eukaryota, Metazoa, Ctenophora, Tentaculata, Lobata, Bolinopsidae. The coding region runs from base 6 to 1046 and encodes 346 amino acids. The record is from RefSeq and is a predicted model, not a curated record.